AUGCCAGCUGUGUUUUUGACCGCAUAUCGCUGCACUACAGAAAGUCUGGAUGUUUGCACUCAUUUUCUUCAGGCACUAGUGCAAAUCUUCCAGCAAGAAUGCCCAUGUUGGGAUCGGUUUUUCUUCAUGCCGCUGGUUCGAGGAGACCCUACAGUGGAUGAAAAGGAACGCUUCACCCAGACCACCUUAGAUCUUGUGGAUGUCUUGAAUGCGCGAUCCCAACAGGGCACGUUGUGGUUGCACAGCUUCGGGCGUGACGGGUCUGCAAAGUUUGCGUAUCCAAGAUCAUAUCUCACCAAGGCAUUCUUGGCCGAGGUCGUGCAGGGUUUGUUCCAUGUGAAUAGCUUCGUUUGGAUUCGAAGCAAGCUUGAGAAACAGUUCAACUCCCAAGAUGUUGCCGUCAAGGUCUCCAAGAGAUCACGGUCAGGUCGAGGUCAGCUCAGUGAAGAAGACGUACGAAUGUUGCAUUUCUUCUCAGCGAAGUUGAAUUUCAUCGAGCGCUACUGCUUUUCCGCUGAGUUGGUCAAGAAGGAUUGGGCCGAGACCUCUCCGGUAGAGGGUCUUCGUUGUGGGGUUGAUGUGGAGAGAGUGGAAAUGGUGGCAAGUGAAUGGUUGAACUAUUGGGCAUUUCCUCUAGCUGGUGCAAAGCCCCAAGGUUUGGAGAGGAUGUUUAUGGACUACUUGGCGGCAUUGGAUGAGGGUUUGUGGUGCCUUCUUCAGCAUCAUCGCUUGCUGCCCAGUCUGCCACAGCUUGUUCAACGGAUGGUGGACACAUUGCCGGUAGAAGAGGCCCAGAGACUACCAAUGGCAUUGGCUUGGCUGCAGAAUCAUGACAAAACCAAGAUAGUCUCGUCAUAG
Messenger RNA from Durusdinium trenchii, 858 nucleotides. The record is from the annotation of a GenBank genome assembly. NCBI's taxonomy places the organism in Eukaryota, Dinophyceae, Suessiales, Symbiodiniaceae.